AUUUUAUCAAUUUUUAUUCCUCAGUAUUGAGAAGAUGAACCAGCAUCCAACAUGCGAUCUACAAUCUGCAGUUUCAGGGUUAGGAGUACGACACUACCAAGCAGUGAUGACAUUUCUCUCUAUGGUGCUGUCCUACUCCAUGCGGGUCAGCCUGUCUGUAGGGAUUGUAGCCAUGACCGAUACUAAGGGAUCUGAUCCAGACAUCAUGGUGUUGGAUUGGGAUUUCGCCCAAAAAGGUAUCAUUUUGAGCUCUUUCUACUGGGGGUACAUGGUCACCCAGAUUCCCGCUGGUCAUCUGUCUCGCAAGUUCGGCCCUAAAUAUCUUCUCCUUAGCGCAAUGCUGGUCUGCUCAGCUACCACUCUGCUGAGUCCUUCCAUCGCCGUGAACUGCCAUUGGGUCAUCUUCUGUCUCAGCCGAGCCAUUCAAGGCCUUUCACAGGGGUUCUUUUUCCCUUCUGUCAACACACACAUAGCCAAGUGGGCUCCGCCUGGUGAGAAGACCAGGAUAUUCUCAUUUGUGUUUGGAGUUAAAAACAUCACUCUAACAUUCCGGGACUCGAACCACGGUCUCUCACUCGCCGGGCGAGUAUGCUACCAUCACACGCUCUGUGGUGUGAUUUCAUUAGAUUUGUCUAGUGCUUAUCAUCAGAUACCAAUUCCAGAGCAUGAAAAACAACUUACCGCUUUUGAAGCUAAUGGGCAGUUGUAUCAGUUCAAACGCAUUCCAAUCAGAGAUUGGCAGACCUGGUCUGCGGAGGAUUGA
Homalodisca vitripennis (glassy-winged sharpshooter) is the source of this 763-nucleotide messenger RNA. Its product is annotated as putative inorganic phosphate cotransporter. The transcript is spliced from 6 exons. Gene Ontology annotation, molecular function: transmembrane transporter activity. Gene Ontology annotation, cellular component: plasma membrane. Lineage: Eukaryota; Metazoa; Arthropoda; Insecta; Hemiptera; Cicadellidae. Bases 35 to 763 code for a protein of 242 amino acids. Gene Ontology annotation, biological process: transmembrane transport; monoatomic anion transport. The record is from RefSeq and is a predicted model, not a curated record.